UCCCAUCUAAAAGUUGCCUAUAAAAUUCAUAACACAUAAAUUCCCUCUCACCCAAGUAACCAAAAGUCAGCGUCAUCCCAACGUCCAACUCACUUUUGACCAUUUCACAACGCAGCCUCCCACCUGAGAGCGCCAAAGUAAUGUAUGUUUUCAUUACUUUUCUCCCAAGAAAACAGAGCAACAAAAUCCUGAUUUGUGAUUAAAAACACCCAUCUCUGAUCUCUCCUAUUUUUACUAUCAAUUCUGUCUCAACCAAAACAUCAAUAGUUUUUGUAUUCAUAUAAGCUUCAAAAGCAGUACAAAAUACAAAAAAAAAAGAAGAUUCGAACUUGUGAUUUAUCGUUCACAACACAUCAAUCUGUAUCCUUGAGUUCUAAAGACAUCCUUGGUACCCGAACAUCAAUAGUAAUUAGUAGGAGUACUACAUUAUACUAGUGCAUAGUAAUGGUACUUCCUCUAAUAAAGCUAGGUACGCUCGCAUUGAGGACUCUUAGUAAACCCAUUGCCACACGUCUCAAACAACAAGCUGGGUUACACCCCAAAUUUCGUGAAUUCAUCAUUAGUUUUGCCCAGGCAAAUCAUCGGCUUACAACUACACUGCAAAGGCGCAUUUACGGCCAUGCAACAGAUGUUGAAAUUCGGCCUUUACAUGAGGAGAGGGCUGUUCAGGCUGCUUCAGAUCUUCUGGGUGAAAUGUUUAUCUUUAUGGUCGCGGGAGCUGCAUUGAUAUUUGAGGUGCAAAGAAACUCAAAAUCAGAAGCUAAAAAGGAGGAGAAAAGAAAGGAAGAAUUGGAGGCAUUGCGACAAAGAGAUGAAGCUCUAUUGAAAGAAGUGCAGCAACUUAAGCUCCAAAUCAUGGAACUCGAGAAGCUAGCCAAGGGACGAGGCAUUGCUGGUUUUUUCAACUUUAGAUAUGGUCAAUCGGAUACUGAAAAAUCAUCAUAAGCAGCUUAAACUCACUGACUACUUGAUAUUUGGCAAACUAACUAAUUUUUUCCAGUCUUGUUAGCUCUAUUUUCUGGGAAAUUUGUUCCCUACUAUCUGUAUAUAAUUUUCAUAGGACCUCCUUAUUGCGGGUAGAUUAUUCACUGUCAAAGCCAGUAUGUGCAGAUUCACUUAACAGUAUCAGUUCAAGUCCUUUUAACCCUGUAAAUUACGAGUUAACUGAACGAUUUGAUAAACUAUUCGUUAUUUUUUUU
Beta vulgaris subsp. vulgaris (sugar beet) is the source of this 1199-nucleotide messenger RNA. RefSeq names its product OPA3-like protein. NCBI's taxonomy places the organism in Eukaryota, Viridiplantae, Streptophyta, Magnoliopsida, Caryophyllales, Amaranthaceae. The coding region runs from base 445 to 945 and encodes 166 amino acids. Gene Ontology annotation, cellular component: mitochondrion. Gene Ontology annotation, biological process: regulation of lipid metabolic process. The record is from RefSeq and is a predicted model, not a curated record. The transcript is spliced from 4 exons.